AUGACAGAGAGCCCCCCCCGUCACCUCCGCGCCGCCUCCGCCAUCGCCGCUCUCCCGCCUUCGACCCGCGCGCUUCUCCCGCCCUCCCCGCCCUCCCCGCUCCCAUUGGCCGAGGGACACGUCAAUCAUUCAAACUCCGUCGCUCAUUGGUUCCACGUGGAUAAACUCUCCUCUGCCCACGUCUACCUGCGGCUGCACAAGGGCCAGACAGUGGAUGACAUUCCCAAGGAGGUGCUGAUAGACUGUGCCCACCUGGUGAAGGCCAACAGCAUCCAAGGGUGCAAGAUGAACAACGUGACCGUGGUUUACACACCCUGGACCAACCUGAAGAAGACGGCGGACAUGGACGUGGGGCAGAUCGGCUUCCACCGGCAGAAGGACGUGAGUGUGGGAGCUCUGGAGCACUGGGAUAACGGGGGAAUGUGCCCUUAUCCAGCCCUGGGAUG
Molecule: messenger RNA, 446 nt
Organism: Empidonax traillii (willow flycatcher)
Lineage: Eukaryota; Metazoa; Chordata; Aves; Passeriformes; Tyrannidae
Gene: CCDC25
Product: coiled-coil domain containing 25
Exons: 5
Source: RefSeq, a predicted model, not a curated record